Pseudomassariella vexata is the source of this 1904-nucleotide messenger RNA. RefSeq lists its product as uncharacterized. The record is from RefSeq and is a predicted model, not a curated record. Lineage: Eukaryota; Fungi; Ascomycota; Sordariomycetes; Amphisphaeriales; Pseudomassariaceae. The transcript has 5 exons. Bases 1 to 1575 code for a protein of 524 amino acids.
AUGACAAUCUUGGGGUCUGAUUCAAGCCCUGUUGCCCAGCAUGUCCUACUAGGGCCUCAUGGGCGCUUUCUCCCGGGAUGCUCUGGUGGUCAACGUCAGUCCAAAACGGUGAUGAUUUCCAACGCCAUGAUGAAAGCCUAUACUAAGAUGCGUGGGCCUUGCUUGGGUGGUGCGGAGGAUCCCCUUUUUGAAUGGAUUCGACUUCGAGAAGACCUGCAAGAGCGCAACCCGCCUCCUGGGGAUAGAAAAGACAUUAGUCGAAUGCUGGCUAAGAUCGAUCAUGUGCUCGAAUCGGAGAACCCCGAUGGCAACUCGCCUCGCGAUGCCAUCUUCGCGAUCGAACGCCCUGCUAUCGACCACAUUUGUCCCCCGGCUGGCAUGGAUCUUUCUCUGCAAGCAAUGAGUGCUUGCUGUGGUGACUUCGAAUUUGAAGAGGAUUCGGAUGAUGAGGAGGCUCAUGUGCCUAGUGGCCGCAUCUCGCCGUGCACCUUUCUUGCCUGGGCCAAGGACUGCACACGUUGGGAAGAUAAUGCCAUUAAGGUUCCUACUGAUGAGAACGCCGCCCGUCAGCGACCCCCUACCCCUGAGGUAUCCGACACGCCUCCCGCGCGACCGCGAUCCAAUCGCUACCCUCCGUGGGGAAACCGCCAAUAUGAUAUCGAGACUGGUGUCGAAAUGUCGCCUUGCUAUCCCGUGCCCUGGGAGCCUUCUAUCCUCUGGACGGCUGAAGGCAUUGAUACGGACCGCGUCGACAACGUCGGCUUCGAUCACAAGUACAGCCGUAUGGAUCCCAUCGCCGGCCGAAAGCUACAUGAAUUACGACAUCAGGGCAAUAUGCAAGAGACUACCAGUCCGACGGGUGAGCACGAUCGGUAUACUUAUUCCGAAGUAGAAGCCGCCAUCACGCAAUCUCCCCUCGCCAACCUCCGCCUCAACUGCUGCCCCCUCCCAGACGGCCCGGUCGCCGGCCCUGAAGAAAUUAACUCUCACCUCGGCCGCAAGUACAACACCAUCGCCCUCAACGACCGUGCCUCGAUGCAUCUCAUCACCCUCCUCCGAGAGCAAACUAUCAAGAUCCGCGACCUAGAGCAGCAAAAGGACGACGUCCGAGCCGCCAUCGCGUAUCUCAAGCACAAACGCCAUGAGCUUAACUUGCUCGAGCAGCAGGAGAAGAGAAAAGAGAAGAAGAAAAAGCGAAUCCGCGACCAUGUGGCGAAUCAUGUGAGAGAGGUGGAUUGGGAGCACGAGCGGUCGUGUGAGAGGGUUGAGGGGGAGAGGGAGAAGGUGAUGAAGAAUGAGGGCGUCAUUGGGGCGUUGGAGAUGGAUUUAUUUGAGAUUUGUUUUGAGAUUGGGAAGAUCUCGCCUGAGGAGGUAUAUGAGGAGCUUGCUCGGGUUGAGGGACGACUUCAGGAUGGAGAUGGCGUUGUGAGAGGACAGUCGCCUUCGGGCUCUGGAGGGAAUAUAAAUGGAGUGAAGGUAAACGAGGCGAAUCCGUUUGCGAGGUAUGUGGAUGAGUCGCCCGAGAAGCCUUCACCUACGCGAGGAGGGUUGGAUGCGGAGUCAGAGACGUUUUGAGGAGUUUGACGGGUGGUUGUUCGAGUACGAGAACGAUUCAUCAACCCUUGGCUGUAAGGACACUCGUUGGAAGGCUUAUAAAGGUUUACACGCCCGUCGAGUCUCACUUUCCCAUGAGUGGAUCAAGAACUCGAUUGGCAUUACAUGGGCUUGUUGGACGGACGACUGGUUCUGGUUCAGGGGUAUAAAUGGCUGCUUUUGGGCCGCAAAGAAAAGGAAAAUUGAAUAUUCAGAGGCACUGGGUCCGAGUCCAGGGAGGCUAAAAGUUUAAAGGGGCAGACAUUUCUGGCUCUGGCUUUGGUUCCCAGAUAAAUGUGGGAUUAUAGGGG